AUGACGUUCAAGCAGCUUGUUCGGUUUGAGGAGGGCGGGCAAGUCCACCAUGGCGAACUAAGGGAGGUUGACGCUGCUAAAGGGUACACAAUCGAAGUCCUCGCUGGCAACCCUUUUCACGGGCUGAGCCCAACUGGCAAAGUUGUGACGGUGCCAAAGCUUCUCUGUCCACUGGAACGCACCCCGAUCAUUCUUUGCGUGGGCCUGAACUACAAGAAGCAUGCCGCCGAAGCCAAAUUGGAAGUACCGACGUAUCCUGUGUUGUUUAUGAAGCCGAGCGACGCGCUGGCGGGUCCGUCUGAUCCGAUUCGUGUGCAUCCCGACGCGCAGAUUCAACUCGACUACGAGGGAGAGCUCUGCGUUAUCAUUGGACGCGACGCGAAGAACCUCACAGAAGCUGAGGCGUUAGACUACGUGCUGGGCUACGCAAUAGGCAACGACGUGUCGGCUCGGAACUACCAGGCUCCCUCCGCUUCUGGCGGACAGUACUGCUACGCGAAGUCCUUUGACGGGUUCGCGCCUAUCGGGCCUGCCAUCUGGUCUCCUGCCGUUGUCCCUGAUCCGCAGGCUCUGUACUACCGAACCAAAGUGAACGGAGAGGUGGUGCAGGAGACUUCCACGGCGGACAUGAUCUGGUCUGUGCGGCAGCUCCUUGCCCAUUUCUCCCGUGGGACCACACUUCGUCGCGGGACUGUUAUCAUGACAGGGACGCCGUCUGGAGUAGGAUUCUUCCGUAACUCGUUCCUCAAGGACGGCGAUGUCGUGGAGGUUGAGGUGGAAGGUCUCGGAAGGGUUUCAAAUUGCAUACAGUUUAGCUAA
Molecule: messenger RNA, 819 nt
Organism: Microdochium trichocladiopsis
Lineage: Eukaryota; Fungi; Ascomycota; Sordariomycetes; Xylariales; Microdochiaceae
Product: fumarylacetoacetate hydrolase family protein
Exons: 3
Coding region: 1-819 (272 amino acids)
Molecular function (GO): acetylpyruvate hydrolase activity
Source: RefSeq, a predicted model, not a curated record